AUGUGGAGAAUUAUUCCACGUGUGAUACCUUUGAAGAAUUUACACCAAGUUGUCCUUAGGAGCAGUGUUAAUACUGUCAAACUGUAUCAUGCAAAGAGUGGAUGUUUUGGUUACAGGCCUGCUCCUCAAAUAAUCCAUGCAGGUCAGUUAUAACUGAGUAAAUUUAGAAUGCAUAGGUUAUUGAAUAAUGUAAGAACGAAAGAAAAAAAGACUGGCCCCUUCUACUGGUCCCUUAACCUUUUAACUCCCACAUCAAACUUGUAAUUCUCCUUACUCUCAACCAUACAAUUCUUAUAAUGUUAGUUCAGAGAAUUUAGUAUUGGAUCAACUAAUUAUUCCCAAAUUGAUAUUUUUCUUUAUUCUCAUCACUUAUCUGGUUGAUAUUGUAUUGAUGCUAUAGGGAGAAAUUCUGUCUUGAAUUCUGAGUUAAAAGUUCAACCCUUCAAACCCUAUAAGUGACCAGCAUCUUAUUUCUCCUUAAAGUAAUACUGCUGAAUCAUUCAUUAAGAUCAUGAGAAUAAAGGAACUGAUUUCCAUCCUUAGAAGCUUUGAUUAUUAAACUGAUUCUCCUUGUCAGUACAAAAGGAAAUCUAUAUGGAGGUGACAGAAUGCCUCCAGUACUCUUGGGAAAGAGAUAUACCUUGUCUAGUAAUUAAAAUUUUUUUUUGUUUGUAAGUACUCUCUUAAUUAUCUUUUUCAGAGAGUGAAGAGGAGUUGCAGAAUAAAAUCAAGAAUGCCAAUAUUCUUAGACUAGUAAAUGCUUAUAGAGAACAUGGGCAUAAAUUUGCAGAUGUAAAUCCUUUGAAGGCAAAAAACAGGUACAUACAUGUGCAUACAAUUCCUACUCCUUGGACUAAUUUUGAAUUUGGUUUGUUUCUAAUCACUGAUAUGUUACUAUUUUUCUCAGAGAUUUUCAAAGUGUUUUAAAGAACUCCAAGGAAUUUUCCUUGGCAAAUUUCGGUUUGGAUAAUGUGGAUGUAAAUAAGUAUUUCAAGUUAUCAGGUGAGACAAUUAUUUUAAAUUUUCUUUGCUAGUAUUGAUUGUUAAUUAAAUUAUUGAUGACUCUCUUUUGUGCAUUUAGGGUUGUUAUGUUAUAAUGGUCAAGAGGAAGCCACUCUCUCAGAAAUUCUUACACAUUUGGAAAAAGUUUAUUGUGGGCAGCUAUCGGCAGAAAUACACCAUAUUGAAGUAAGACACCAGAUUUCUAGCUUAAGGAGCCUUUUAGCUCUAGAUUCCUCAGCUCGAAACAUUUAUCUCAACCUCCUAACUGCAUGACCAUUGCUUUCUUGGUUAUUUGCACGUAGUAACUAGUAUCUAAAUUCUCCUUACAAUAUAACCCCUGAAACAAACAUCAAUGUCACAAGAAUAAAGGGAAUGAUCACCAACUAAAGAAACUCUUGAUUGUUCUGAAAAUUCUCCUUGUCAGCACCUUGGGAAAUGUAUAGAGAACAGCUUGGAGAAUAUAUAUACUGUUGUAAAUCUACAUCUUGCACCCUAGCAAAGUAGCUGUAGCUUGCUUUUCAUGAUUAUGUCUUGCUGCUGAGGAGGGUAAAUUUAAUACUACCUCCUUAAUCACCAACCCUAAAAUCCUUCAAUUGUGUAGUUUAUUAUUAAUAAGAGUCAUACUUGCUUAAUUUACAAGCCACACUUGGAGAGUGGGUCUCAAAGAAAACAGCUGCUGUGAUAGUAGUACUUAAUGAUUUCGUUACUUGGCAAUUAAUGUGUGUUCACUUUCCUGCAGGAUGAGUCAGAGAAGUUUUGGUUGGCUCAGCUGAUUGAAAAGAGUGUUCUGUAUUGGACACUAGAAAAUGAAUCUAAAAGACAGAACUAUUUAGCAAAGCUGUUGUUGAAAUCUGAGGUACAUGGCUUGUGAAAGUCAUUGUAAAUUCUUUACUUUUAUUGAGAUUGUUUGAAUAUGUACUUGUAUUAACAUACUUAGGUCACAGGCAUUUCUUUGCUCUUAGUGACAAAAAAAAUUAGAGAUGUUGUUGUAGAAAGUGGAUGAAAAAUGAUGCAAACCCUCUCAGUUUAUGCAGAAGUCUCUUAGAUGCCUGAAUAAUCUCCUAAUCUCCCAAAGAUAAAGUCAGCAGUUGAGCCAAGUGUCCCUGAACUUAUCUCAGUUUCCAAAGCAUGAAGUGACUAGCAGUAUCACUACUCCACCCCCCUCCCCCUCCCCCUGCCCAGAAGGGGAUGCUAGUCCAAUGCAGGGUUACACUCCAGCAUUUCAUCAGGCUUUCUUGGCAAUAUGUGAGUACCCAUUUACACUCCUGGGUGGAGAGUGGCACUGUGAGGGUAAAGUUGGUUUUGCUUGAGAACGCAACUGUGACCCAACCUUGUCUGAACCCUGGUGUUAAGACCCAGAGUCCAGCGCACUAACCUUCUGGCCACUGCAUUUCCCCUCUUAUCUCCUGUAAAAUUCAUUGAAUCUUUAGAAUAAGCGUAAAUCUGGAUAUUCAGUAUGAAAGUUAAAUAGUUGUAACUGGCUGAGAUAAAUUGUACAUAUUGUAACAUUUAAUUAAUGAAUAACAUACUCAUGCUUUUUUCUUAACAAGGCAUUUGACAAUUUUCUUGCCAAAAAAUUCCCAACAGUCAAGAGAUAUGGAGCUGAAGGAGCAGAGAGCAUGAUGGCAUUUUUUGAUGAACUUUUUCUUCGGUCUUCUUACAGUAAGUUAAGCGACUCCAGUAUGGAACAAUGGAAAAUAAGCUUUGAAAUGUCCUUAGUGCAGGUGUAAGUGACCCCUUAGGUCUGCAUCUUUCAUUAAAAUGUCUUCAAACUGUGUUUAGAAUGUAUAUUGUUUUGCGCCUGGUCAUGUUGUGGGCCUCUCAAUGAGGCGAGUUCAUGUUACUUCUAGCCCUCAUGCCUAGAAUACUUGUCCAGGAUUUCGACAGUUUUUAUGUCACCCCAUGUGUGCAUUAAGUUCUACUCUUACACACAAGAACAGCACAAUGACACCUCUCAAGGCUUGGGACCUCAGACUCUUUUAGUCAACAAAUACUUGACAUAAAUUUCAGAGGAUGUUAAUUACGAUGUGCUGAAUCAGUGCCCCUGCAUUUCCAACUGAAUUUUUUUUUCAGGUAAAAUCCAAGAGUUAGUCUUAGGCAUACCACAUAGAGGCCGACUCAACCUUCUAACUGGUCUUCUGAAAUAUCCUACAGCCCAACUGUUCCACAAGGUUUGAACUGUUAGAUGUUUAGUAAAUACUGGUAAACUGUUUACUAUUAAUAAUAAUUAUCAUGACUAAAUUUGACCUAUACUUAUGUGUAGGUUCCAAAACUUAUUUUAUUGGAGAUUAAUACAAUUAGGUUGAUUUCAUUUCUUUUUUUUGCUUUUCCUUAACACUAAAAUUGCCUCACAUGAUCUUGUGAGAAACUGGGCAACCAUGAAAAUUAAAUUGCCAAAUGAUUAUAGUUGGUUUUUAAAUAAAUGUGAUUAUAAAAUGUGAAAAUACAUUUUUAGGACUGGUAUAUUUCAAUGUUUUUACAUUGAAACAUAAUUAUAUUUUUUGUUCUUAUUUUUAUUAUUGAUACUAUUGAUAUACAUUUAGAUGUCCUUGAUGAUAAAGUAUUUAGAAAAACAUCACUUUAAAUACCUUUUAACAAAAACAGAUAAAAGGAAAUUCUGAGCUUCCUCCAGGAGCACAGGGCAUUGGUGAUGUCCUCUCUCAUCUGUGUAAGUUAAUGACAACAUUACAUGUAGUUCAGAACCUUUGUUUAAAACUGCUAGUGUUACAUGUCUUGAAUUAAUAAACCAGCAUUGCAAAAUAAUGUGGUCUAUCUUUGUAAGCCAGUGUUUACUUAACUCUUUACCAGCUUUAGCCAAAGGUUAUUACAGGUGUGCAACAGUGGUCUUCUAGUUUAAUACUUGAUUAGGUUAGUGAUUGUACAAAACUUCAGAUGUAGUAUUGUAGCGAGGUCUCUGAUCAAACCAGCCUAACAUAAAUUGUCUGAUUUGAGAAUUUUUGGCCCACUAGUUGGAAGCAAACCAGCUGAAUCUUUAUAAGUUUGGUCAAGGUGCUUGUCCACAUAAGUAUUAACUCAAAAGGAAUCCUUCAGCUUCAGUUUUCUGCACAACAUGUUUGAUGCACUGAAAAUGCUUUCUCACUCUCCCCUUCCGUAAAUGCCUAUUUACUAAAGUAUCCCUUAAAAUCAUAGUUUCUUUUGGAAAUCAUAGAUUUUCUGAAUUUCCUGCUUUUGUUUUAUCUACUUAUUCUAUAUUCUUAGACACUUCUGUGGAUCUUGAGGAUUAUGAUUUGCGAGUGACCAUGUUACCAAACCCAUCACACUUGGAAGCUGUCAAUCCUGUGACGGCUGGUAAGGCAAGGGGUCGGCAGCUUACAUUAAAGGAUGGUUGCUUUAGCAAUCUUGACAGUCCACUGGGUGAUAAGGUAAAUGUAAUUUACUAUUUCUUGUUUUGGAGUUCUCUACAUACAUGUAUAUGUAUGCAGGGUAUAUUGGGUGUGUUGUCGUAAACUGAUUUAUGACUGAUAAUUAUUUACAGACUGACCUGAGUCAGAGGUUGAUUGACUGACUGACUGUCUGAUAAACAUUAACUGAAUGACUGAUCAGUUGACUAAGUAAAUGGUUUGCUGUCUGACGGACAAUCAGCCAAUCUUAACUAACCUUUCAAAGGAGACACCUUAAGCAAAUGGGUUGGGGUGAAGAGGAUUUAUUCCUCCUUCCCUAAUUGAUGCCUGCCAUACAAAUUAUUUAGAACUACACAACCUUUAAAAUUCCUACCUGUUUUGGCAAGCACUUAAAUAACAAGAUUCAUCGUAAACUUUCCAACCUUUUUCUCUCUCCAAGGUACUCAGUGUAAUGGUUCAUGGAGAUGCUUCAUUCUCUGCUCAGGUAAGAAAAGGCAGUUUUCGUCUGGCAAUAAAAUCUACAUUUAGCAUCAUGAUUUUGCUUGAAUUUUUCACUCAGGUCUACACAUUGUACAUGUAUUACCACAAAGUUUAGAAUGCAACACUCCAUUCUUCAUGACAAAUUCCUGUUUAAACUGUUUGUCUAACAAAGAGAGAGUAGAAAAUUUAGUGAAUGUGAGUAUAUUCUGUGAUUGAUUGAGGAAAGUAAAUGGUGUUUUCAGCAUCAGGAGAGGUACAACAACACUCUUUGUUGUUAGGGCACCAGCCAAAUUUGAGGUAAACAUUGUUCAUCUCAGAGGAAUAUAUUUCUCAUGCACAGGGUAUUGUAGCAGAGACAUUUUGCCUGGCAAACCUACCACAUUACAGUGUUGGUGGCACAAUCCAUUUGAUUGUUAAUAACCAGCUUGGCUUCACUACCCCUGGGGAGAGAGGAAGGUAAUCAUCUCAUCAUGUUUUGCAAAUUGUAUGUCUUUCUUUUGAUACAUUGUGAAAUUCAAGGUUAAUGCUUUUCAUGAAGUUUAAGAUCUCUUUUGUAGGUCUUCUAGAUACAGCAGUGAUGUUGGUAAAAUGAUUGGAUGUCCUGUACUUCAUGUUAAUGGAGCUAAUCCCGAGGUAAAUGUUUCCUGUGACACAUGAUCCAUUCCUUGAAUUUUUUUUAAAGGAUUAUUCUUUAAAAAUCUGGAUAAAUUUGAAAAUGAUCCUCUACGUGGGAAGUAAGUGAGUUUUUUCUCUCUUUAGUACUGUUUCGGUCAGUACAGUUAGCAGUAAGUAAUUAUUCACACUCUAAUCUUAUAGUAUCUUGUGACCAUUCAUUACUGCAAAGAUCGCUUUCAUAUUCAUGACCAUAGGGCUGUCACUUUAUUUCUCUGUAAACAAAAGCUGGAUUAUUAAAAAAAAACACUAUGCUAUGAAUGUAAGAACGUAUUUAGAGAAUGUUCCAAACUAAAAGUGUUUGUAGGAAAAUUACAUGACCACUUUGGCAUUAACGUUGAUUGGAGAGUUUUAGAUUAGAUUUUGUUAACUUUCCAGCGGUGCAUGCUAAACUCUGCAGCCUGCAUGUAAAAGUUCAUCCAGCUUAGAUAGAGUGUUUUUCGAUUGAGUCUCGUAAAAGCAAAACUUAGGUUAUCACAACGGCCAAUCAGAAGAAAGAAAAAUACCCUAAAGAGCCAAUGAAAACUCGAAGUGAGAACAAGCCAACGACCCAAAGCGCGGGAAAACGUGGGCGACCAAAUCGUGGCUGGGUUCACGUUUGUAUCUGAUUGGUUGAUAGAGUGGCGCGAGUUUUCUGGACCAAUCACAGAGAGAAGUAAAGCCAAACCAACGCAAUCGCGGAUUACUUACGACGUUCAAUUGAAGGCUGCUCUAUAAGAGAUGUGGUUGUCAAUCCAUAAUGGUCGAAUAGAUAGUUCGUUAGUAUUGAAAAAUAAGAAAAAACAUGAUUGUUUGUAGACUAACUUGCUGUUAUCCUAAAAAGUCUUCCUCUUGCAUUUUGUUCACAUAGGAAGUUGUUCGAGCUUGUCGCUUGGCUUUUGAAUACAGAAGGAAGUACAGAAAGGAUGUUAUCGUUGACAUGCUCUGUUACAGACGAUGGUAUGUUUGUUUUUAUCUCUUUGUGAUUGUCCCUCUCAGGAGAAGUGAAAGCUGUAGAUACAGAGAGGCGCUUAACUUUUACUUGUAAAUGAAGUGAACCUUGAACUCCUUGGAGUGACCAAAUGAAUUUCUCCUUACAAUCUCGAUGUAUUUUUAAGGAGGAAGGAGACAAAAAUCGAGACGUUUAUACGAAGAUUAAAGCAAAUAUAUUUGUAUUUACGUCACAAUAAACCAAUCUACACCAUCCUUGGACAUUUAUACAAAAAUAGCGAGAUAGUGGAACUCUCUAGAUGUUUCUAUUUAACGUAAUAUUUGCAAAGGAUUUACUGUACUUUCCAUCAAUGAUCUAAGAACAGUAAUUUUCAAACAAACGCCGCCCUUAAGAACACGCCGCAACGGAAACGCUGUACCACGGCGCUAAAUCGAGUGUAUACGACAUUCUUCUAUUCACGAGCAGGAAUGAGGAACAUUUCUUAGAUCCCAUACCGAAUCAAACCGCAGAAUGUUACUUCCUUUGCUAUUCUAAGUCAUGUUAAGAUUGUUGUUGUUAUGGUUUGUUCCAGGGGUCACAAUGAGAUUGAUGAUCCAUCUUUCACACAACCCGUCAUGUACCAAGAAAUAGAGAGUCGUCCUAGCGUGCCAGUGCUCUAUGCCAAUAGUUUAGAGCAGAAGGGCGUGGCUGCGAUUGAAAGCGAGGAUAACAGUCAAUAUACCGAUUUUCUUAAUGAUCAAUUGAAGCGUUCAGAUAACUUUAUUCCUCAAACAAGUCACCUAGAGGGACACUGGAAAGGCUUUGUUCAGGCCAGUGCAGAUAAAAUUACUACUUGGGACACAGGUAGAAUAUUAGUUGCCUCGCAGUUUAGGGGCAGCUUGUCUUUUUAGACUCUGUGGCUUGUUUGUUCGAUAGACAUAAAGCUAGAACCAAGGUUACGAAAAUAACUUAUUAGACUAGAGGAGAAUAUCCCGCAGAGGCGAUAAGAUGGUCACAGGAAAUGCACGUAACCAAGUAGUGGUUAGGUUUAAUAUUGUACCUGAUUGCCUAAGAAGAUAGCAUGAGUUUUUGUUAUCAAUGUCACAGCAUAGUUAAGCCAAACCAUUAAUUUCCUGGGUUGCUCUGACACUUGAUUGAAAUCUUCUCAUUUUAAAUGGCUUUCUUUUCUUACAAAGGGUUUCCCCUGGAAGGCUUGCUCUUUGUUGGAGCGAAGUCUGUCGAAACACCCGACUCCUUUAACAUUCACCCGCACCUGAAAAAGACUCACGCGGAGGCCAGGAUAAAAAAAUUAGAAAGUGGCGCCGGAAUUGACUGGGCUACUGCAGAAGCUCUCGCCAUCGGAAGUCUUCUUCAUCAAGGUGAAAACUCCUCUUCAAUAUUGAAAAUCGAUUAGUAACGAAUAAAAAAUGUACCCGCUGAGGAUAACAAUUUAGAUGUCAGUGUUGCUUAGUGGUCACAUUUCGAAAGUUUCAUUUGCAGUCUUAAAUGAUAGAGCCACCUUGUACAGUUUAUGAUACGGUACUCGAAUGAUUACGCACUGGUCAGAGUUUGAACUUUCGGAUCUUUAAUUUGCAGUUAUUAUGCGAUUAAUUUUGUGCGAACUUUCCGUUUGACAGGGUAUCACGUGCGCUUUAGCGGGCAAGAUGUCGGAAGAGGAACAUUUAGCCACAGACACACGAUGCUGGUCGAUCAACAAACAGACGAGAUGUUUGUACCGCUGAAUAACAUGUCCGAACAACAGAAAGGAUUCCUUGAGGUAUUUAGCACUAUUCUCCUAAGAAUUUCCAUUACGAACUCCUCCAGACCUGCGCUCUUUCGGUCGGAGACUUGCCUGCUAACUCUUGUACCAGUAAAGUAGAUCUCUGAAAAAAAAUUUUUCUUGGUCUUCCACACAGGUGGUCAACAGUCCUUUGUCAGAAGAAGCUUGUCUCGGUUUUGAAUAUGGCAUGAGUAUUGAGAACCCAAAUCACUUGAUCAUCUGGGAAGCGCAGUUCGGAGAUUUCUUCAACGGCGCGCAGAUUAUCAUCGACACAUUCAUAUCAGGAGGAGAGGGUAAGAGGAAUGAGAUUUUUAACCCGUGGCAUAUUGAUGAAGAUAUUCUCUCAAGGCAAUUAUAACUUUUAGAAAGGAUUAGGCGAAAAACAGCAAAGGUGAUUUUUCUUUUUCAGCAAAGUGGUUGCUUCAGAGUGGUCUGGUGAUGUUACUGCCUCAUGGCUAUGAUGGUGCAGGACCUGAACAUUCUUCUUGUAGAGUAGAGAGAUUCCUUCAGGUGCGUGGUAUUAGCUUUAGACUUCACUAAAGUCUUUAGCUGUCUCCGUCUGUCACAGUGUUUGCAAUAAAUUCGAGUUUGUCGAUCUAUUGACCUUUGAGCUGAAAGUAAAAAAAAAAAAGUUCUUGAGGCAGAGAUGGCAAUGGAGAAAAGAGACUGGUGACCACUCUUAAUCGUUUUCUUAUUUCUGUAGAUGACAGACAGUCGAGAAGAUGGAGUGGACGGCGACGGUGUGAACAUGCAGAUAGUGAACCCAACCACGCCUGCGCAGUACUUCCACUUACUACGUCAGCAAGUGAGUUCAUAUGCAUGACGGAAAAAAGGAUGAGAUGGCAAAAUUUAAGCUAAGUUGUCGAGUGGAAAAGGGAAGAGAAUUGUGGUUUUUUUUCUGGUAUCGAAUCCCUCAACUCUUUAGUUGAUGCUCCCCUGUCAUUCAUUUUCGGAUAUUCGAGGUUAAAAUUUAUAAGUAACUACGGACUGAUGAAAUUUUGUUAACUAAAGCCGAAUUGUUUGAUGCCUAGAAUCCACUUUACAACACAAACCCAUUAACACAAAGCCAUCAAAUUUCUUUUUCUAUACUCUUAAUAAUUCUCUUAGAAAUGCCGCUAGCCUGAUUCGAUCGACAGAAAGCGAAACUUUAACUUAAACUAGAUGCCUCAAGAAAAACUGUUCCUAAUUUAUUAAAAUUAUUAUUAUUUGUCCUAGAUGGUCCGCAACUUCCGGAAACCACUGAUUGUCGUUGGACCGAAGUUGUUAUUAAGACUUCCGGUGAGUAAGAUGCACGAGCAUCCAAUCCAAGAAAAUUCUAGAAGCUUUGCUCAUGAAAUCGGAACAGGCUUUGGCGCGCCGUACGUACGAUAACGUAUUUUUUCUCAUUUUCCCCUCAGGCUGCGGUAUCGACCCUUCAAGAAAUGGGCCCAGGAACACAUUUUAGACCGGUGCUUGGAGAUGCCAGUGUAAAUAGCGCUUCAGUGCGCCGUGUUGUGUUCUGUUCUGGAAAGCAUUAUUACGCUUUAGCCAAGCAAAGAGAGGCGACCAACAGCUUAGAUACAGCCAUUAUAAGACUGGAGGUAGGGGACUCGUUUUGAUACUAGAAAGCGAUCUAUUACUUGAUGUAGUGGAACCUUAUAUCAGGGACACACUUGAGGCCACUUCAAGUGUCCCCUAAUGAGAGGCGUUUGGCAUUUUUAUUGGUUUCUUUGUUACUUUUGCUGUUGUUGGGACUAGGGUUGGAGUGUUCACUUACCGUGACCGCAUACAUUUUUAAGGAAGGAUCCUAAGUUGGGCUUGUAUGAAAAGCGGUGUCCCAUUGAUUGGAAUCUCGACUUCAAACCCUGGCCAGAAAACUGAACAAAAUUUUAAGAGGGAGAUUGGGGUUAGGACCUAGGAUCACAUCCGGGAACUGGGGAGAGGGGUAAAGACAUUCCUGGUGCGGAUUUCACGCGGUGUAAACCGUAAUAAGUUCGUGAGCAGGUUUUAUUUAUGCUAAUAAGAGACAAUUGUUUUUCUUUUUACUAGUUAAGUGAUAGUUCUAAAGUUGCUAUUUUACUUUAUAUCCUCUCCAGUCGUUAUGCCCGUUUCCUGCUGAAAUGAUUCGUCAAGAGCUGAAGAAGUUUCCUCAAGCGAAAGGUAUCUUUUUAAUAGUUGCCCCAAUGUUCCUAUCAACUUGAAAUGCUUUAGCAGUGUUGUGACAGUCAUAUACGACUUUUCUAUGCAGAAUUUGUUUGGAGUCAAGAAGAGCAAAGGAAUAUGGGAGCCUGGAGUUUCGUAUCACCGCGAUUUGAGAAUAUUGUGGGAGUUAAGGUAAACCUGAUGAUAUCAAAAUAGGAUUUAUAGUCAGUCUGUCUGGUUGAUUGAUUGACUAACUAACUUGUCGAUAGAUUGAUUGCUUAACGUAUUUACUGAAAGUCAGGGUAACUUGAAACAUGAUUAAAAAAAAACGCGGUUAAUCAGUUGACUUGACUGGAUUCUUGCUUGCCUUAUUGACUGAUGGAUGAGUUAGUAUUUUCGUUGAUUAUUGGCUGAUCCAUCAAUUGCUUGAUGAUAACAGAUUUUAAUCUUCGUUUUAGCUCAAAUAUAGUGGUCGAAGAGUUCUGGCUGUUCCUGCAGUUGGCAUUGGAAAGCUGCAUUCGCAAGAAGUAACCGACAUUUUGAGUGGCACGUUCCCAAAUAAAGACAAUUAACCAUAAUGCUUGGCGCUACAGUUGAAGAUAGUCCUAAAUCAUCCCGUCUCUUCCCUUGACAAAUGUCUUAUGGCACCAUGCUGGAACUUAAGUCUCCUUACCUGGGCUAAAUCUGAAGAGAAGUCUGACGUUUUUCUAAGGAAAUUUAUGGAAAAGUAAGGGAGACUGAGUAACGUCCUACAAAUGAGGAAUUUAAUUGUACCGCGACUAACUUAUUACUUCAGGUUGUAAAGAAACCGCUCUUAAAAAAUAACAUUUACAACUUGUAAGUUGUCAAAGAAGACUUAAAUCUGCUCUAAGCAGCCAAAGCUAAAGUUUGGUUUGACAAAAAGUAAAUAUUUUAAUAAUUUUACAUAUUUAUCAUUCCGCUCUCAAGAUAUGAAAGUUAAGGCUCUUAUCUAAUACCAUAUUUAAAACUGUAUUAAAAUCUCAAAUACUGUCGAAAUUGUCC
This is a messenger RNA of Pocillopora meandrina, 11350 nucleotides long. Lineage: Eukaryota; Metazoa; Cnidaria; Anthozoa; Scleractinia; Pocilloporidae. The record is from the annotation of a GenBank genome assembly.